Messenger RNA from Carya illinoinensis, 733 nucleotides. Its product is annotated as protein PLANT CADMIUM RESISTANCE 2-like. The record is from RefSeq and is a predicted model, not a curated record. The transcript is spliced from 7 exons. The coding region runs from base 143 to 733 and encodes 196 amino acids. NCBI's taxonomy places the organism in Eukaryota, Viridiplantae, Streptophyta, Magnoliopsida, Fagales, Juglandaceae.
CCAACUCUCUUAUAGCAGAGCUUUCUCUUCUCUAGCUUUCUCCCAUUUCUCUGCUUUGUUAUAUAUUAUUUAGAUACACACACCAACACACACAUCUGUAAAGACUCGACGUCACCGAGACAUUAAGACUGCUAGCUCUAAAAUGGCCAGCGCUUCGGUGCCUGCCCAGUACCCUGGUCAACCGACAAGUGAAGUUCGUUGGUCAACUAGCCUUUUUCACUGCUUCUCUGACAUGCAUAGUUGUUGCUUGACAUUUUGGUGUCCAUGCGUUGCUUUCGGGCGGAUCUCCGAAAUUGCAGACAAAGGAUCCUCCUCUCCCAACAUCGACGUCACCGAGACAUUAAGACUGCUAGCUCUAAAAUGGCCAGCGCUUCGGUGCCUGCCCAGUACCCUGGUCAACCGACAAGUGAAGUUGCUUGACAUUUUGGUGUCCAUGCGUUGCUUUCGGGCGGAUCUCCGAAAUUGCAGACAAAGGAUCCUCCUUUUAACUGGUUUUGGUUGUUUGUACUCGUGCACAUACCGUGCUAAACUUCGAAAACUCUAUAUGUUGGAGGAGAGCCCUUGUGGGGAUUGUUGUGUUCAUUGUUUCUGCGAGCUGUGUGCCUUGUGUCAAGAGUAUCGUGAGCUGCAAAACCAGGGCUUCGAUGUGUCUGCUGGAUGGGACGGGAACUCGCAAAAGAACAAUCAAGGAGUGGCUAUGGCUCCAGUUGUGGAAGGAGGAAUGAAGCGCUAG